AUGCAGGGUAGAACAUUAGCACCAGACAACGAAUAUAGACGUAUAUAGUUUUACAGAGAGCAGCGUAGUACACAUUUUAAUUAAUAUUCGUUUUUUUUUGUUUUUCUAUUUUUUCGUUUUUUUUUUUGGUUAGCAAUAGAUCUAAAUUUGUGGUUGUGCAAAGUGUGAUUGCUUAGCGUGAUUGUAAUUAAGCAUAAACUCACACUGAUCAAAUUCUUUGAAGGCAAGUCGUCUCAUCGGAGACCUGCUGGCACUUCUGUUGGUUAGCCACCCAAUAGACAUGGCGUUAAGCCAGGUGAUCAACGUGAUCUCCACAAACAAUACCAAGCCGACCUGGUCCCGCCAGGCCAUACUGACCUGGUGCAACAAGUGCUUGAACAGCGAUAUACAGAAAAUCGAGGAUCUCUGCACUGGGGCAGCCUAUUGCUGCCUGCUGGACAUACUCUUUCCCGAUAGCGUCAAUUUGCGCAAAGUGAAGUUCAUCAGCAAUCAGGAGAUCGACUACAUCAACAAUCUGAUAAUGCUGCAGCAAUGCUUUACCAAGCUAAAGAUCAACAAGAGCAUACCCAUUUAUAAGCUGGUCAAGGGUAAAUUUCAGGAUAAUUACGAGUUUGCCAUCUGGUUUCGCCUGUUCUACGAUGCCAAUUUCACCAAAAUGCCCGACGGCUACAAUGCCACCGAGAAGCGCAACAAUCAGCCGCUCACCAAGGAGCAGGCCCAGAAGAUUCGACGCAGUCGCACCGCCACAACGUUGACGCCCAAGCUGUCCGUACGCCGGCGCAGCCGCACCCACGAGCCAACCAUUGAGGAGCCGGUGCUUGCGAUCGCCAGAGGCGCAAAUCGCCCGCAUAUUUAGAGUCUGGAUUCAGAUGUGCAUCGAUUGACUGUUGCCAUUCCAUUGUUUUUGUGUUUUUUUUUUUUCUCACUUAGUAGCAUGUGUGUGUAUGUGUAGAUAUUGGAUUUGUUCCGGCUGAAAAGGCUUUUUCCAAAUUGUAAAACAAGUUUGGGCUAAGCAACAAAAAAAAA
This is a messenger RNA of Drosophila virilis, 1026 nucleotides long. Its product is annotated as microtubule-associated protein RP/EB family member 3. The record is from RefSeq and is a predicted model, not a curated record. Gene Ontology annotation, cellular component: microtubule organizing center; cytoplasmic microtubule; microtubule plus-end. Gene Ontology annotation, molecular function: microtubule plus-end binding. Lineage: Eukaryota; Metazoa; Arthropoda; Insecta; Diptera; Drosophilidae. Gene Ontology annotation, biological process: protein localization to microtubule; regulation of microtubule polymerization or depolymerization; spindle assembly.